GGCGUGACCCAGUUUACGAUUUAGUGUGACAAGUGUUUUUGUAAUGACUAUUUAAUAAAUAAAUUAGUUUUUGAAAAUAAACUGUACGAUAAGUGAUCCUGAUAAUGUAAAGUUACCGACGAAAAUUGAACUGAGUUAAAUGCAUGAUGAUAAGUGUUCAGAAAUCAAGCGUUGAUUAUCCGUAUGAUAUCUAAAAACAAGCAUCAUUUUGACUGAAAGUUAUGGAAGAAAAUGAUAAUGAAAACAUUACUAUAGAUGAUAUCUUUCAGUGUGAUGUAUUAAUUAACACAAAUAGUUCCUCAAUGGAUGAUAUAAAUGGUACAUUAUCAAUGCAUAACAAAAUCGGUUAUGAUUGUAGAGAUGAAGAUGAAAAUUCUCUUGAUAUUAAUGAUCAGUUAAAAGAGAAAAGUUUGAAUUGCAAGGAUCAAAAUUGCCAUGUUGAGAUUCUCCUUGAUGAUGAAUUCAAUACUGAAGGGAAUGGUUUUGAACAUAAUUUCUGUGACGAAAUAUUUUCAAAUUUUAAUGAAAAUAAAAUUCACCAAGAAAAUUUUCCCAGUAAAAAACCUUUCAUUUGUGAUAUAUGUGGAAAAAAAUAUAAAAAUAUGGUAAAAUUGAAAUCACACUUAAAAGUUCAUAUGGGAGAUACAUCUCUUACUUGUGAUAUAUGCAAUAAAAUAUUCACAACUCCUACAACAAUGAGAAGACAUAAGCAAAUACAUUCUACUGAAAAACCAUAUGUUUGUGAAUCUUGUGGUAAAGCAUUUAGAAGAAAAUUUGAUUUGCAGACUCAUACAUUUAUUCAUACAGGAGAAAAGCCAUAUUUCUGUAAUUUAUGUCAAAAAGGAUUUACUAGUAGCAGUCAUCUAAAUAAGCAUGUAAAAAUUCAUACUGAAGAACAAUGUAUUCCGAAAAGAGAUUUUAAAAAUAUUCCAAAUUCUCAGUUUAGAAAUGAUUCAGGAAGAAAUACUUAUAAAUGUGAAAUUUGUGGUAAAGAUUUUCAAAAGAGAAUAUCCCUAAAAAUACAUCUAGGAAUUCAUAAUACAAGUGAUAAAGCAUAUAUUUGCAGUAUAUGUAAUAAAUUAUGUUUGACUAGUAAUGAUUUAGAAACCCACCAACUUAUACAUUCAGAAGGUAAUCAGUUUUCUUGUAAUUUGUGUCAAAAAGUUUUCCUUAAUAAUAAACAGUUAAAGAUACAUUAUAGAAUUCAUUCUCAAGAAAAGUCACAUGUUUGUGAUUCAUGUGGUAAAUCUUUUGCUAAUCCAAGCACUUUAAAAAUUCAUGAAAGAAUACAUACUGGUGAGAAGCCUUUUCAAUGUGAUACUUGUGGUAAAAGAUUUAGAGUUAGUGGUAAAUUACAAGUACAUAUAAGAACUCAUACUGGUGAAACACCAUAUAUUUGUGAAGUUUGUGGAAAAGCAUAUACCACUAGCAGUGAUCUUAAAAAACAUUUUCGUAUUCAUACCGGAGAAAAGCCAUAUAAUUGUCAAUUAUGCAAUAAAGCAUUUAGAAGGAGCUGUGACUUAAAAGCUCAUCAAAAAAUACAUACUGGAAAAAAAUCCCACUUAUGUAAAUAUUGUAAUAAAGGUUUUAUGAAUAACACAAAGUUAACAAUACAUUUAAGGACACAUACUGGAGAAAAACCUUUCCCUUGUGAUUCUUGUGACAAAAAGUUUGCAACAAAUUAUGAUUUAAAAAUGCAUCAAAUGACACACACAGGAGAGAAACCAUUUACAUGUGAUAUAUGUAAUAAAGGAUUUAUCAACAACAGUUUAAUGAAUUCACACAAACGAAUCCAUACCGGAGAAAGAUUGCAUACUUGUGACUUUUGUGAAAAAUCAUUUGUUAACCUCAGUUCUUUGAAAAUUCAUCAAAGGAUUCAUACUGGUGAAAGGCCAUAUAAGUGUAAUGUAUGUAAUAAAGGAUUUAGAACUAGUGGAAAACUACAGAUACAUAUAAGAACUCAUACCGGUGAAGCACCAUAUAUUUGUAAAGUAUGUGGUAAAGGUCAUAUUACAAGCAGUGAUCUAAAAAAACAUUUUCGUAUUCAUACAGGAGAAAAACCCUAUACUUGUAAUAUAUGUAAUAAAUCUUUUCGUAGAAGUUGUGACUUAAAGUCACAUGAGAAAAUUCAUACAAAGAAUCCUUUAUGAUUACAAUAAUAACAAUAAAAUUAUAAAAUAUUUAUUAGAAAAUAUACUAAAGUAAAUUAUAUAACUCCUUUUAAAGGAAAAAGCUAGACUAGACAUUUUUUCUAUAGAAAAUAAAUGUUGAUGAAGAUGAAAUAUAUAAUACAAAAAUAGUAACUUUUAUAAGAAAGUUUGUGUAGUUG
Messenger RNA from Centruroides sculpturatus (bark scorpion), 2329 nucleotides. RefSeq names its product zinc finger protein 62 homolog. Gene Ontology annotation, molecular function: RNA polymerase II cis-regulatory region sequence-specific DNA binding; DNA-binding transcription factor activity. Bases 222 to 2150 code for a protein of 642 amino acids. The record is from RefSeq and is a predicted model, not a curated record. Lineage: Eukaryota; Metazoa; Arthropoda; Arachnida; Scorpiones; Buthidae. Gene Ontology annotation, biological process: regulation of transcription by RNA polymerase II. The transcript is spliced from 2 exons.